CCGGGGCCGGGCGGCGCCUGGAGCAGGCGGGAGGGGCCCAGACGGCCGGUUGAACGGCGGCCGCAGCUGCAGCAGAACGGCCCGCCGGCGGCUUGGGGCCGCGCGCCGGGAACCUCGCGGGGCGGGCGGGCGCCGCACCCCCUGCCUGGCCGCCUGCGCCCCGGGGAGGCCGCCCGUGCGCGACGCGACCAGCAGUAUGAGCAGCGGCUACAGCAGCCUGGAGGAGGACUCCGAGGACUUCUUCUUCACCGCCAGGACCUCCUUCUUCAGGAGAGCGCCCCAGGGCAAGCCCCGCGCCGGCCAGCAAGAUGUGGAGAAAGAGAAGGAAAUUCACAAUUACCUCAGCAAAGAGGAAAUCAAAGAGAAAGUUCAUAAAUAUAAUUUAGCUGUCACAGACAAGUUGAAGAUGACCUUGAAUUCAAAUGGGAUUUACACUGGUUUCAUUAAAGUGCAGAUGGAACUCUGCAAACCUCCACAGACUUCUCCCAGCCCUGGGAAAGUCACCCCCAGCAGCAAUGGCUGUAUGAACACACUUCACAUCAGCAGCACCAAUACCGUUGGUGAAGUCAUCGAGGCCCUGCUCAAAAAGUUUCUCGUGACCGAGAGCCCAGCCAAGUUUGCACUUUACAAGCGUUGUCACAGGGAAGACCAAGUCUACGCCUGCAAGCUGUCAGACCGGGAACAUCCACUCUACCUGCGUUUAGUAGCAGGGCCCAGAACCGACACACUUAGUUUUGUUCUUCGUGAACAUGAAAUUGGAGAGUGGGAAGCUUUCAGCCUUCCAGAACUGCAGAAUUUCUUGCGCAUCUUAGACAAGGAGGAAGAUGAGCAGCUGCAGAACCUGAAGAGGCGCUAUGCAGCCUACAGACUCAAGCUGGAAGAAGCCCUUGGCGAGGUGUGGAAGCCUGGCUAAAGCAUGGGGCAUCUGUCAGGAAGGCCCCGCCUGGGACCCAUGUUCGAAGAGCAGCCAGUGCCUCUCUUCAGAGAGCUGUUUUCUUGCCCCAUGAUGCUAGGGUCUUCCCCUUUUAUCUCUAGAUUUAGUUCCCAAAGCCUGGUCACGCAGCAUCCCAUACCUCAUGCAUCCUGUGUAAGGGACUCUGCAAGCUUGUUCUGUUAAAGCAUGGUGGUGUUACCUCUUGCAAGCUGUGAACCUGUAGGCAUCAGGAGCAUUCUGGAGUGCUUGGAAGCAUGAACUCUGGGUUGGUUUUUCUUACUUUCUUCUAGUUAUUUUUAUUAUGUGUUGAUGUUAAGCUUUAGGAUGUGCAAAUGAGUUUUUAAAAGCUUAACAAGGAAUCUCUCUGGAUACUUGUCCUAUGUUGAAACUACCUGUCUGUUUUUUGUUUUCUAACAGUCAGAGGAAUCUAUCCAUGUGAACUGAAGGCACAGGAAUCUAGGAACUCUGGGGAAUUUGGGAAGGAUUUUGUAGGAGUUUGAUAAAGAAAGUAAAAGCAAGUUUGGAAAAAGGCUUGUGUAGAGGUGAGGGCUUUGAGGGCUGAGGAAAGCGGCAGCGGUUAGGUUGGUGGUAGAAGAGAACGGUGUUAUUUGCUUGUAAAUGAAUUAAAAGCAUUCAGUGUGGAGAUGUUAAACCCGUUUUAGGAUUGUUUGAUUUCCAAUGAGUAAAAGGUGGGGACAGAGCUGAGGUAGGAACUAACCCCAAGGAGGGACCCAGGAACUCUGCAGUUAACUGGAGAAUUAGGCAGGUGGACAGAGGUGGGCCCAACUUGGGUCUCAUGCAGCUGCAUCCGACCCCUCUGUGCUUGGGACACCUGAUUUUCCCCUUUUGAAGUGGAAGGUCCUACUGGUAUGCCUGCUCUGGGUAGGUGGGGCCUGGUCAGUUAAAUUUAUGUAAUAUAGUCCCCGUGUCCCCUCCCCCCCCACCCCCCCCGCCAGAGGUUGUUUCAAAGUUGAAAAGGAGUUUGGAUAAAGGUAGCUGUUUUCUCCCCGAUUAUCAGCUAGGAGGUUUAUCAAGUACAGGGCUCACAGCAAACUUGUGACAAUCAUUCCCUUCCCUUUUAUUCCACCCUUCCUUUUUCUCUUCAUCCGUUCUUCCUUCCUUUUCUUCCUCUCCUCUCUCCUUUCCCCUCUCCCUUUCUUCUGUUCUCACAUGCUAUAGAGCAGGGAUGGUGAGUACAGACCCAGCACUACCACAUCAUUCUCAUUUCUGAAGGACUUGCUACACAGAGGAGGGCCCUCAGGAGCAGGGAACACACCCAGCUGACCACACACCGGGUGUUCGUAGUGGAACUAUUUAACAAAAGUGCAUGUUCCUUUCAACCAAAGAAGUGCAUGUGCAAUAGAAGCCUUCCUUAAUACAGGCAAAAUAACCUCAUCUUCUGUAGCGACUUAGAAAUCUGAGAACAGAGGGAAAGGUGUGCUGUGGUUCCAGUGUGGCCUUACAGUCACUGUUUAUAGUCUAGAUUUGUUUGUUUGUUUAUAAAUUCCCAAGGAAUUGUUAACACGUUGGUGACACCUAAUGGAUUCUUUUUGAAAUUCCAAGGUGCUUCAGUUCUUUGCCUUGUUAGUGAACUGUGCCUUUUACUGCAUAUCUGUUCCCUCUUGGUGGCUCUUCUGACUUUUCAGAGAAUACCCAUCUUGUUGGAGGCAGAUUGACAUGUUGAUUACACUGUGCCACAUAAGUUACUGAGACAAUCAAAUCUUCCUAAGCUUUUAAGGAAAGUUGUGGGGGGAAAAAUAGAACUAGCUAUAAAAUAUGCAUGGCACACCUUGUUUAAUUUUGCAUGUAACUUCUUUUUAGUGCAUCAGUGAGGUUUUAGUGACAUCGUCAUCCAAUACUUGGCCUUUAUUGUUCAGGGAAUGCCUUCAUGAUUUUAAUACUGGUUUUCCUAUUCAGACUAUGGAUUGGGUUUGAAUAUACUGUUAUCAACCACCUGGUCUUUUAAUUACUCAUCCCAGUAAACUUAUAGUUUGUGAAGCAUUUGUUUCUCAGAUUCAUGACACUGUUAGAACCUAAAGUAGUAGCUGAUGGGUAUCUGUGAAUUCUUUUUUUUUUUUUACUUGAAGUAGAUUGUCUAAAACAGGCAUAUCCUCAUCUGUGUUUAUCCAAACCUUCCUGUCAUGUGCACUACAAGUUGCAAUUUGGAAAAGUUACUGUAUUAAAAUUCUGUCUGUCCAUGGUUCUAGAAGAGUGAUAUUCUCUCCCAAACACUGGUUACUGCAGCAGCAUUUUUAGUGUUGUAAAAGAAGAAAAAAGGCUCCUAAGGCCAAAGAUUUUAAAAAGUCAUUGUACAAAUACUUAUGUUAAAUUAAAACUGAGCUUUGCUGUAAUACUGUUUUCUCUUCAAAAUGUGAUGGUACAGGAAAGGCGUUAAAUGAAGGGGUGGUAUUGCAGGGGAGCAUUUUAAAUUGAAGAAGUAAAAAAAAGUUAUAAUAUUUAUAAUUUUGAUGAGUUUAUUUUUAUAGGGAAGAUUUUUCUCCCCUAAAAUUGUUUCUCGAAUGGCAAAAUGUUUCCAUUAUUAAAAAUUGAAGUUGUUAGUUGA
This is a messenger RNA of Sciurus carolinensis (gray squirrel), 3497 nucleotides long. It is a transcript of the gene Rassf3, whose product is annotated as Ras association domain family member 3. NCBI's taxonomy places the organism in Eukaryota, Metazoa, Chordata, Mammalia, Rodentia, Sciuridae. The transcript is spliced from 5 exons. Gene Ontology annotation, cellular component: cytoplasm. The coding region runs from base 197 to 913 and encodes 238 amino acids. The record is from RefSeq and is a predicted model, not a curated record. Gene Ontology annotation, biological process: signal transduction.